UCCCUCCUCUGUCCAUUCUGCAACAAGAUGACGAAAGUGUCUGCUCCUGAGAGGCCAGUGGAGGAGUGGGCGGAUGACGUCAAGCCAAUCUUUAUCAUCCAGGGACUCUUGGACUUGUUUGGUCCGGGAUCUAAAGAUACAGCCUCCUGCAGCUACUGUAGAGAGGAAGGGGAGACAACUCCAGCUGUUGUUUAGUGCUCGGUCUGUGAUGAGGCUCCCUGUUUCAAAUGUACUGGACCUCACAACCGCAUCCCGUCAUUACGGAAACACAAAGUCAUUGACCUCUCCGGCGAGGUCAAGGCCAGAAGAAGACACAAGGUGACAUGUAAAGAGCACCAGGACGAAACCAUCAAAUAUUUGUGUAAAGAUUGUAAGAAAGCUGUUUGUCAGUCAUGCUGCACUAUCUACCACAGGAAAUGUGACUCGGUCGUCACACUCGAGUCGGAAAUGAUGGCUGUGAAGACAGAGCUGGUGAAGAUCAAAGAUACUUUGUCAAGGAGAAGACACAAACGAAACACAGAGGUGCAGAAAAAGAAAUCAGUGAUGAAAGAAGAGAUAUGUCGACAUUCACAGACGGAAUCCGACAUCCAGUCUGCAAGUCUGAAGGCAAUACAAGGGAUAAAACUCAAGGAACAGAAACUUCUGGACGAACUGAAAGAGAUGACAGACAAACACAUCGGACAACUGAAGGCAGACAUUAAGUCAGGUGAGAUGUCAGUACAGAUGUACCAACAACAGGCUGAGCUGAUAGACCAGGCUCUACAAUCUGAGUGUGACAUGGAUGUGUAUGAGAUGUAUCAGGGAUGUGAGGCUGGUGAUGUGGAGGCUUACGGAGACGCAGAUGUGAAGGAGAGAGGAAAAAUAACCAAGGUCACAUUCAGACAGGACACGGACAAGCUGAGUAAAUCUCUGGACGAUCUACAGCUGGGAGAGAUAGACAUCAUGUAUGAGGGUGUGCUGGACCUUAAGGCUACUCCUGUGUUACACGACACAAUUGGCGUCAGAGUAGCAGGCGACAGUAACAGACCAUCCCCGUGUGACGUGACAGUGAUGGUGGUGAAUGACACAGAUACAGUUGUAGUCACAGACUGGACGAACAAGAGUGUGAAGUCUUUCUACACCAGGAAUAACCAGACACGCCACAGUAAACUCAGUCUGGGUGGUAAACCAUGGAAUCUGACAAAGUUGACACACAACCGGGUGGCCGUCACUGUCCUGAACAUCAAACAGAUUGUAACAGUAGAAGUCAACCGUGACCUGGUGCUGCUGUCAACCAUCACAACCAGCAAACAGUACUUGGGCAUAACGCCCCUGACACCAUCAACACUAGCAGCUAGUUCCCAGUCUCCUCCCUGUGUUGACAUCCUGGAUAUGACAGGAAACGUGCUGAGGUCAAUCAGUCUACUCCACAAUGGUAACAACAUCUUACAAAUUCCCGUCAACCUCUGUAUCACGAGGACAGGGAACAUCCUGGUGUCUGACGGUGGAACCAAGCGUGUCGUGUGUCUGACCCCCGAGGGAGAUGUGGUGUUCAACUACAGCCCUACAGGAGACAUAACACUGAAGUCUCCCCGGGGUAUCACAAGUACCAGCACAGGUGACAUCCUGUUGACAGACUACUAUCUUGACAUUGUCAUCCAUCUGACGGAGUCAGGACAGUUUGUCAGAAGCAUACUGACACAACAGGACGGUAUUAACUACUCUCGAGGGGUGUGCGUAGACGGACAUGGCCACGUGUAUGUUUGUCUCAGUCGCAAAGGAGUUAUUAAGGUGUUUACAUGUAAACACUGACCACUUGCGGCAUACAUAUGUCUGUAGAACUCUCCCAGGUUCCUGUCAUCUUUAGGAAGGAUCCAUAAAAGCCCAAAACAGAAUGAUACUGAUUAUCCACAAGUUGCCUUAUGGAUGUCGAGAUAUAAUUUAGGCUCUUUCAGACACAUGCAUGUCUCACAGUAAAUAAAGAUAAAGAUAAAUACGAUACAUAAACGCACUGUUGUGUUAACCAUAUCUCCGAUACCAGACCUGUACAUGUGUGUUUCUCAAACUACAUCAACAGAACACGAUACAUAAACGUACUCUUGUGUUAAACAUGUCUCCGAUACCCGACCUGUACAUGUGUGUAUCUCAAACUACAUCAACAGAACACGAUACAUAAACGUACUCUUGUGUUAAACAUAUCUCCGAUACCAGACCUGUUCAAGUGUGUAUCUCUAACUCCAUCAACAGAACACGAUACAUAAAGGUACUCUUGUGUUAAACAUAUCUCCGAUACCAGACCUGUACAUGUGUGUAUCUCAAACUCCAUCAACAGAACACGAUACAUAAAGGUACUCUUGUGUUAAACAUAUCUCCGAUACCAGACCUGUACAUGUGUGUAUCUCAAACUACAUCAACAGAACACGAUACAUAAACGUACACUUGUGUUAAACAUAUCUCCGAUACCAGACCUGUACAUGUUUCUAUCUCAAACUCCAUCAACAGAGUGAAGUAAUCAGGACUGCCAAGACGUCGGUUCACCUUCCUCCAGGCAGACAUGUGGUGGAGUCUAAAGGGGGUGCUUGUUUACAGAACAACCAGGGGUCGUCGUGUGAGGGAGAGGUCGUGAAGGCGAUGUACAGACAGAGCUGGUUUUUGUGUCAACCUGUGUGGGGUGUGUCAGUACCUAGAAAUUUUGAAACAUUGCAAACCCAAAGUGACGACAUAAUGAAACGAUGUAUUGCGUUUUGUGAACAUUUAUUAUAUGUCUUUAGACUUCUAUUUCCCGUAGACGGUCAUACAAGUGUUGACUUUACUGGGACAUAUUAUAAAAAUAAACGUUGAUUGACCUGA
Molecule: messenger RNA, 2829 nt
Organism: Haliotis rufescens (red abalone)
Lineage: Eukaryota; Metazoa; Mollusca; Gastropoda; Lepetellida; Haliotidae
Exons: 3
Coding region: 448-1791 (447 amino acids)
Molecular function (GO): protein binding
Source: RefSeq, a predicted model, not a curated record